Messenger RNA from Vicia villosa (hairy vetch), 1151 nucleotides. Its product is annotated as protease Do-like 5, chloroplastic. Bases 104 to 1024 code for a protein of 306 amino acids. Gene Ontology annotation, biological process: proteolysis. The record is from RefSeq and is a predicted model, not a curated record. NCBI's taxonomy places the organism in Eukaryota, Viridiplantae, Streptophyta, Magnoliopsida, Fabales, Fabaceae. The transcript has 8 exons. Gene Ontology annotation, molecular function: serine-type endopeptidase activity.
CGGUUAAGAUAGAAACAUUCGAGAAAAAGGAAUGGCUAUCUCGUUUUCUCCCUAAUCAACACGAAUCCGAAGAAAAAAGCUUGGGACAAUCGCAACCAUAACAAUGUUUUCUCUCCAAAUGAACCUCUUUCCCUCACCAAUGCUACCAACGCAAUCCUCAACAAAAACCCUUCCCACCACCACCACCACCAGGCGACGAGCAAUACUCUUCAAUUCAAGCCUCGUAGUUGCCUCAUGGCUCAAUCUCCUCAAUCCCACUUCAUCACUAUCACAGCAGCUGCAAGAUGAACUUCAACAACAAGAAGACCACCUUGUGCAACUUUUUCAGGAAACUUCACCAUCAGUUGUUUCCAUUAAAGAUAUUGAAUUGGCCAAAGACCCCAAGAACCCUUCUAAUUUCGCCGUGCUAGAUGACGAUGAAGAUGCGAAAGUGGAAGGCACUGGUUCAGGCUUCAUUUGGGAUAAAUUUGGUCACAUAGUUACAAAUUACCAUGUUGUAGCUAAACUGGCUACUGAUACGAGUGGUUUACAACGUUGUAAGGUUUUCCUAGUUGAUGCUAAAGGGAAUAGAUUUUCAAGGGAAGGGAAAAUAGUUGGUUUUGAUCCAUCAUAUGAUCUAGCUGUUUUGAAGGUUGAUGUUGAUGGAUACGAAAUAAAUCCUGUUCUUCUUGGUGAAUCUAAGAAUUUACUUGUCGGGCAGAGUUGCUUUGCCAUUGGGAAUCCUUAUGGAUAUGAGAAUACUCUCACAACAGGGGUGGUCAGUGGUUUAGGCCGCGAGAUACCUUCCCCGAACGGAGGGGCUAUCAAAGGAGCUAUUCAAACAGACGCAGCUAUUAAUGCAGGAAAUUCGGGUGGACCAUUGAUUGACUCUCAUGGCCAUGUUGUUGGAGUAAACACUGCCACCUUCACAAGGAAAGGGACUGGAGCUUCAUCAGGUGUUAACUUUGCAAUUCCCAUAGACAGUGUAAUCAGAAGUGUACCAUACCUUAUUGUAUAUGGAACACCUUAUAGUAAUAGGUUUUGAAUGUCCAUGUGUAAUCAACUUUUUUGUGGAACACCUUAGAGAAACUCUUGAUCUCAUCAUAUUCACAUUCAAGUUUUACAUAGUAUAUAUGCAAUAAAAUUCACUUACAUGCUUUUCAAAAAUAUGU